AGAACGUCCGAUCCUUGAACCCUAUCUUGUCGCAUUGUCGUUGACGCUCUGCCGAACUUAAGACCCAGACGACGCACUGUUCCUCGUAUUCUCCCAAUCCGACUAUCGUCUACGUUAGUCCAGAUUUCGAUAUCCGUCCUCUCUCUUCCUAGUCAUUAGCCGCAAAAUCUCUCGAUUCCUUCAUCCUCUGUCUGUGCACACAUCCAUCAACGGAACCAUUAAGCGUACGUCGGAACAUUGGGACAACUUCCUCCGAUCGAGCUCUGUCUGCAUCUGGCGGAGGCUGGUCCUCAACUUGGCGCACAAGCCAGCUCCGAAUAUCCUACGAGAGAUGAUUCGGCACGCUUCGGAUCUUCUCCUGCAGCUCCUGAUCGGUAAGAUGCGCGAGAUACGACGCCUCUGCCGGCGCGGCCUCCCUCCCGCCAAGCGCAGCGGCCACCGCCUCGACCUCCGGCGCCGGGUCGUCGUCUCUCCCUGGGAUCGGGAGCAUCUCCUUCCAAUCAUUUUGAAGAGGAUCCCUCUCCCAUCUCCGCCGUUGCUCCUCCUCCUCGAACCCUAAACGUGCAGCGUUCGCGGAAUCCCGAGCUGCCGAGCUCGAUUCGCUCCACUCCAUCGUCUCCACCCGACUGAACCACGACUUCCGGAUUCGCCGCGACAAGCGGAGGCGAACCACCGGCCACAGAGCCUCCACCAAGAAUCAUGGCCGCCCCAAGAGAAGGAAGCUGGGGGUCGAGGGUGGAAUCCUGCCCGAGGAUGAAGAGGUUCAGACGACCAAGAAGGUGUCCCGCAGGACUCGUCGGAGGAUGGAGUUCCGAAGCAAUCCGUCUUACCGGCUUUUGUACCGCGGGAGAUGGUACGAAGAGGUUGAGGACUCAUCUGUGGCAUGCUAUGCGGUUCACGAUGGUGAAGCACUGGGGAUUUUACCUUCCUCUGGGGCUUCAUGGCAGAGGACAAGGUUCAAGGGCUGUAUUGAAGUGGUUCAAAUAUGGUGCACACUUGGAUGAUGCUAGUUAUUGUCUUCCCAUCCAAAUAGAGGGUCCAGAGGACUCCAUAUUGGCUGUGUGGAGAAUGGUUUUGUUCCCAUCGCCUUAUGUACACCUUCAACUGCUCCAGAAAAACUAUCUAACCAGGUUGCUCAUGGAGUUUACUAUGGAAAAGCUAUGCUUUAUCAUAUUGAAACUUCAGUUAUUUACAUGUGGCAACCCUUCCUAAGAGAUAGUGAUCAUGUUAAUGCUGAGAAAGAUGGAGUUUCCAACAGCUCUGGCAGCACUCAUAAAGAUGAGUGUAGUUUGCCAAUUAGAAAAUUGUGGAUAUGAAUACAUGCUGCUUCCUUCAAUGAAGGAUUUGGUGUAAUAGAUUAUGCAUGUCAAAAACAGAUGCAUGAGUGUGGCGUAUAUGUCAGAUGCUUUACACUUGAGGGGAAAAUUGCAAGAUUAGAAGUUAUGGGGUCCAAGGCAAUAAAAAUAAUAAAGAAGAUUCUACAUCCUAUAUCCCAUACGUCGUACAUUCUUUGCAGGUCAUGUAGUAGUGCAGAUAAUUCUCUAUUAUAUCAAUCAAGUCUUACACCUUGCAGCAACUCACAAGUUCAGAAAUCUAUUCUCCUUUGCCAUGCGGAGAAACUUCCCUCCUAUGCAAUUUUAUCUUUAACAGUUCAUGAUCCAU
Molecule: messenger RNA, 1662 nt
Organism: Musa acuminata AAA Group (dessert banana)
Lineage: Eukaryota; Viridiplantae; Streptophyta; Magnoliopsida; Zingiberales; Musaceae
Product: ribonucleases P/MRP protein subunit POP1-like
Exons: 6
Coding region: 700-1212 (170 amino acids)
Biological process (GO): tRNA 5'-leader removal
Cellular component (GO): ribonuclease MRP complex; nucleolar ribonuclease P complex
Source: RefSeq, a predicted model, not a curated record